Ostrea edulis (European flat oyster) is the source of this 2414-nucleotide messenger RNA. Its product is annotated as tubulin beta chain-like. Gene Ontology annotation, cellular component: cytoplasm; microtubule. The record is from RefSeq and is a predicted model, not a curated record. Gene Ontology annotation, biological process: mitotic cell cycle; microtubule cytoskeleton organization. Lineage: Eukaryota; Metazoa; Mollusca; Bivalvia; Ostreida; Ostreidae. The transcript is spliced from 2 exons. Gene Ontology annotation, molecular function: structural constituent of cytoskeleton; GTPase activity; GTP binding. The coding region runs from base 892 to 2226 and encodes 444 amino acids.
AAAAAUGUAUGUUUAAACUUUCUAGAGUUCGCUUCAAAGUAGUUUCUAUGGGUACAAGUAUUGCCCUUUUGAACUAACCAAUCAAUGAUCUUGUUAAGCCUCACUUUGAGUUCAGAAACGAGGCGUCCAGACGUAUCGUGUGGACGGGGGAAACGAUGCAGGUUCCACACUACUUUCAAACGUUUGAAAUGAUCCAGAAGAGAAAUUGAAACGAAGUUCCACACAUGCAUGUAAUCACGACUCAAGAGCAGAUCUAUCUAAAACAUGAAUUACGGAUGUGCUCGUAUCCGUGAAACAGACCCAGACGCCUCGACAGGAUAUAUAGAUGCAUGUAUAUAUAUGCCCCCUGAGGGCCCUUGAUUGGUGAAUAAAUAAAUAUUAUUAUAUUAUAUAUACAAGUUGACUAUCUAGUGUGAAGCACAGUUUUGAGAUUGAUUUCGGCAGGACAGUGAUAAACUCGCACCUACAUCAAAACCCACAACUGAUCAGUUUCCAAAUUAGUUGACACAAUGUCUAUUGAUCACAUGCCUACUUCAAAGGCUUUAGUCUACCCAUGCUGCAGCACAAGCAAUUUGCUCAUAUUCAUGAUAUAUAUGAUAAACCACCCCUUACAUCAGUAGAUUUAACCGUUGCCUCGGAAAAGGUUCGGACAAGAGUUUAUACCAAGAAACAAUGUGUAGUAUAAAAAGUUGCACAGGAAAUAAAGUAUUAGGAGUAAAAUCAAUGCUCCCAAGUUGCAAAAUUUGUACACAGCUGUGGAAAAAAAAUGUUUGGUAGUGACACCUGGUAUAGCCCGUUGUUUUGUAUUUUAUUGAUGCAUAUUGAUGUAAGUAAUGUAACCUGUAGCUGGUCAAGUAUUCACGCAGUUGACUCAGUCUGACGCAGCCAACGAUGAGGGAAAUUGUUCACGUUCAGGCAGGGCAGUGUGGGAACCAGAUAGGGGCCAAAUUCUGGGAGUUAAUUUCCGAGGAGCAUGGGAUUGAUAACACCAGUGCGUAUGUUGGGAACUCCCCUCAACAGCUGGAGAGAAUAGAUGUGUAUUAUAACGAGGCUGCCCACGGGAAGUAUGUCCCACGGGCUGUGCUGGUGGACCUGGAGCCGGGCACCAUGGACUCUGUCCGUAGCGGACCCAAUGGCGCCCUCUUCCGGCCAGAUAAUUUCGUGUUCGGUCAGAACGGGGCAGGAAAUAAUUGGGCCAAAGGUCAUUACACCGAAGGCGCGGAGCUGGUAGACGAAAUAAUGGACGUUAUCCGACAGGAAGCGGAAAACUGCGACUGUUUGCAGGGGUUUCAGUUGGCCCACUCUAUUGGUGGGGGUACAGGGUCAGGGCUGGGGACUCUUGUCACGGGAAAAGUUCGUGAGGAGUAUCCCGAUCGGAUCAUGACCUCAUUCUCUGUAGUCCCCUCACCUAAGGUUUCUGAGGUGAUUGUUGAACCUUAUAACGCCGUGCUCUCAGUUCAUCAGCUGCUUGAGAAUACAGAUGAAACCUUCUGUAUCGAUAACGAGGCUCUUUACGACAUUUGUUUCCGGAGCUUAAAACUUCCUAGUCCGAGCUAUGGCGAUCUCAACCACCUCGUAUCGCGUACCAUGUCCGGGGUCACGACCUGUCUACGGUUUCCCGGACAACUGAACGCUGAUCUGAGAAAGUUAGCUGUAAACAUGGUGCCGUUCCCGCGUCUUCACUUCUUCAUGCCUGGCUUCGCUCCUCUGACGUCACGAAAUGCCGAGCAAUUCAGAGCACUCACCGUUCCACAACUUAUUCAAGAAAUAUUUGAUGGCCGGAACAUGAUGACCGCGUGUGACCCCCGUCGUGGUCGCUUCCUGACCGUCGGGACAUUCUUCAGGGGGCAGAUGUCCAUGAAGGAAGUUGAGGAACAAAUGAUGAAUACCCAAAAUAAACUGUCCAACAACUUUGUGGAGUGGAUCCCAAACAACCUUAAAACUGCGGUAUGUGACGUUCCACCCCGGGACGUGAAAAUGUCUGCCACUUUUGUCGGCAACAGCACGGCCAUACAAGAACUGUUCAUCCGCAUAGGCGACCAAUUUACCGCCAUGUUCCGUCGCCGGGCUUUCUUACAUUGGUACACGGGCGAAGGCAUGGACGAAAUGGAAUUCACUGAAGCAGAAUCUAAUAUGAAAGACUUAAUUUCUGAGUACCAACAGUAUGAGAGCAUGGGCCUGGACGACGGCUUUGACGAGGAGGAAGAGCAGGAGGAAGCAGCGUGAACGCGUUAAUGGUGGAAACCAAGGCGACAAUGUCGACACUUUUACACAUUAAUUUUCCAUUAUACAUACAAUAUUUAUUUAUAAUUUUUGUAUUUUACUGUAGCCUUAAUAUUUGGACUCUACAAAUUAAAUACUAAAUACAGCAUAACUGUGAACAUAACUCUACAUUAAAGUGUCAUUUUCAUGUA